This is a messenger RNA of Plenodomus lingam JN3, 675 nucleotides long. RefSeq lists its product as uncharacterized. The record is from RefSeq and is a predicted model, not a curated record. Gene Ontology annotation, biological process: transmembrane transport. Lineage: Eukaryota; Fungi; Ascomycota; Dothideomycetes; Pleosporales; Leptosphaeriaceae. Gene Ontology annotation, cellular component: plasma membrane. Gene Ontology annotation, molecular function: transmembrane transporter activity.
AUGCAGUCGCGCAGGCUGAUCUAUCACGGGCGGAGUUCGAAGACUCGAAUGAUCCUGAUUGCUCCAAGAACUGGACCAAUGAAACCAUACGGUAUGGGCGAUAACUGUGCCAAUGGGAUUGAUGCUUUUUGCCGUUACAUUUGCAAGCACAAUAUUCAAUGUCAACAUUAUCUGCAGAAGAAGUUCGAUGUUGAUCGAACGGUAGCUGCCUUGGGCGUCGCACUCUUCGUACUCGGUUUUGCUUUGAUCCCAUCGUCUUCGGCCCCCAUGUCUGAAGCACUCGGUCGCCGGACACCACUGCUCGCCGGACACGCCAUGUUCGCUCUCUUCCAAGUGCUCGUCGCACUCGCUCAGAAUAUCGCGACUAUAUGUGUGGGUAGGCUUAUGGACAGCUUCUUUGCACCGGCGCCUCUCGCUGUCACGAGUGGCGCACUUUCCGACUUAUGGGAUCCUAUCCCUCGAUCGUACGCCCUCUGUGUCUUCACCGUCGGAGCCUUUUCUGGACCAGUAGCUGGGCCGAUAGCGGGUGGCUUCAUUACCCAGUCAAGUUUAGGAUUUCAAUGGACCUUGUGGAUAACUUUAAUCAUGGCUAGUCUUGUUGGAACGGUUGGUUUCUUCGUUAUCCCUGAAACAUCUACAGUCAGAAUCCUCCAAUUACGAGCGGCCAGACGAUGA